This is a messenger RNA of Melozone crissalis (California towhee), 882 nucleotides long. RefSeq names its product basic leucine zipper ATF-like transcription factor 3 (gene BATF3). Gene Ontology annotation, cellular component: nucleus. Gene Ontology annotation, biological process: regulation of transcription by RNA polymerase II. Gene Ontology annotation, molecular function: DNA-binding transcription factor activity, RNA polymerase II-specific; RNA polymerase II cis-regulatory region sequence-specific DNA binding. NCBI's taxonomy places the organism in Eukaryota, Metazoa, Chordata, Aves, Passeriformes, Passerellidae. The record is from RefSeq and is a predicted model, not a curated record.
AUGCCGUGUCCUCACCCCCACGAUCCCGGGCUGGGCUGGCUGUGCCACAUGUGGAGCUCGAUGUCGCAGGAGCGCGGCGUGCAGGAGCGGCCGGAGAGUCGGGAAGAAGAUGACAGAAAAGUAAGGAGGAGAGAAAAGAAUCGAGUUGCUGCGCAGAGGAGCCGGAAGAAGCAAACGCAGAAAGCAGAUAAACUUCACGAGGAAUAUGAGUCUCUUGAGCAAGAAAAUACCUCCCUGAAAAGAGAAAUCGGAAAGCUAACAGAUGAAAUGAAACACUUGAGUGAAGUGUUGAAGGAUCAUGAAAAGAUCUGUCCACUAUUGCACUGCACCAUGAACUUUGUGACCAUACCAAGGCCUGAUGCACUUGCCAGCUGCCUACCAAGAUGAGUGCUCUCCUCAAUCACCUCUCAGUGUGAUGCAUGAAAGUGCCAUUAACAGGAGGUUUCAAGAGCUGCCUAGUCUCUACUCUACAUUGAAUUGUUACAGUCUUCUGAAUCUCAGGAAAACACCAGCAUGGAAAAAAAAGACAAUUUGAACAGCAGCUUCUAACUUGGUAGACUCUUCAAGCCAUGGUUUUGCCUUUGGAAAUGUCAAAGUGCUGUGCAGCUCACUAUGGAUCAAUGGAGUGUAGACAGGGAAAAGUACCAACCUCAGCCUGGGAUGCCUUCCUCCCACACAUCCACUGCCAGUAACCCUUUGUCACUUGUCACCCAUGCCUGUCAUGACCAGGCUGCUGGGUUUUAUCUCUCUAAACAGGUUUGGUUAAUAAAAGUGAUGUCUCAUCUCUAUAGUGUUCUCCACCUUCUUCAAUAAUCGAUGUCUAUAUAGCAUCUCUGCUUUUCAUUUGCUGGUUGAUGCCAAAGUCUAAUGCUAAUUUUACUG